Messenger RNA from Porites evermanni, 2874 nucleotides. Lineage: Eukaryota; Metazoa; Cnidaria; Anthozoa; Scleractinia; Poritidae. The record is from the annotation of a GenBank genome assembly.
AUGCAUUUUAUUGUAGCACGACUUUGGAUUGUGUUGGUGUUCGGUACGAUUGUACAUUCCAAAAGUAGAAUACCUGGCCCUAACAUGUUGGCGUUUAAUUUUGCUCAGCCGAAAGAGGGAAGAAAGCUGAAUGGAAACAUGAUAAAAGAAAUUUUAGUGGAUUCAGAAAACCACUGUCAAUUCAAGUGCCUUAAAGAAGAAAGGUGUCAAUCAUAUAACUUUGCGACGCUUGAGAAUGAAGCAGGUGGAUUUGUGUGUCAGCUUAGCAACUCGGAUCGAUUUAGGAGUCUUGAUAACUACAGUCAAGAUGGAGAUUUCAAGUAUGGUGGUCUGAAGGUGAUCUUCGAAGAGAAGUUUUAAAUUCAACCAACAAUUCACUAUCCUCUAAAAUUAAGUAAAGAUAAAUGUCUUAUUUUACCGUAUCACAUGUUUUAAGGCUAUGUAUUUAGCUAAGAGGCCAGUUAUUAUCUAAAAAGUUACCUGUUAAAAGUAAUAAUAAGAAGAAGAAGAAAAACUUACUGAAGAUAUAACGAGACAAAUAGCAAAGACGAAGACACUCUGUGGAAAAACUCCUGUUUAUUUAUUGCAACUGAGAAAAAGUGUUACUUCUAGCAGCUUUCUGUAACUAAGACUGUUACUCUCGUUGCCACUGUUUGUGAUAUCCGUUACGUUACCGUUUAUGUUAUUGUUACUGUAUUUUCAGAGUGCAUGUGAAAUGGAUGGUUCUCUAUGUGGCGCCAAAGGGGUCUGCAUCCCUAACUAUCAGGAUGAUAGCGUACGAUGCAGUUGUUCCGAUGGUUAUGCAGGAAUCCCUUGCAGUAAGUUUUUACUGACAUGCUUGGUUCAGGUAAUUGAGUCGGCUAAUAUGUAAAGCGACAAGUACGGUGUGGGGAAAGUGAGAUCGACAACUGAUCGAUAGACGUGUUUUGAGGCUACAUAAAAUUAACUGGUGUCUGAUCAUGACCAGGUCACGGGACUCCCACUGCAUAGUUAUUAAAUUAUUGUGACACUUGUGAAAAACGUUCAAAAUGACCCAAGUAUUUAAAGAAACCGCUAGACACCAUCUGGACAAGGAUUCAUCGGUUCCUUUCGAUGCAUCAGGAUCCGAGUGAUCUUGGAUCAUAAAUCCUGAUCUGGAUCGUCCCAAAGGAACUCAUCCAAAAAUGAGAAAUCUCUCCUCAUUUCAAAUCUAUCAUUUUAAAGCUUGGAUGUUUUCGAAUAAUUUACUUUCAUGUCGGUAGCACAUAGUCAAAAGUUGAGUGCACCUAAUAUAGAUCUUAUUCUUAUGACAUUUGCAAUAGCAACAUCACUUUUUAACACCACACAUUCUUUGUUAUAACUAAAUACUUUGGAUUUUUUGAUGAACAGAACCCAAAAGUUGCGUCCAGCUUCUUCAAGAUGGUUUCUCAUCCAGUGGCGUGUACAUUAUCAAUCCAGAUGGUGGAAUUCCAAUCCAAGUGCUGUGUGGCAUGACUACAGACGGUGGAGGUUGGGCGGUGUUUCAAAGACGUUUGGAGGGUUCCGUUAAUUUUUUUCGUGGGUGGGAUUCCUACAAAAACGGGUUUGGAAAUCUGAACGGCGAGUUUUGGCUUGGAAACGACAAUCUUCACCGUUUAACAGCCGCAGAUGAGGUGGUGCUUAGAGUUGACUUGGAGGAUUUUGAAGGAGAUAUCAGAUACGCAGAAUAUACAACUUUUAACGUGUCUGACGAGAGUGAAAAAUAUCGACUGUCCGUCGGAGGCUACAGCGGUACAUCGGGUGAUUCAAUGAGUUAUGAAGGCGACAAUUACUGGGAAGCAGAGUAAGUAAAUAACCCCUUCGGACGGCUAAGUGCAACAGCCACAGUUGGCUAUCAUCAGAACAAGUGCACCAUUUGGAAAUCUCGAAUAAAGUCAAUGGUCACCGGAAAUUGUGCCGCGAAAGAGCCUGCUUGCGGGCUAGAUGUUGGCUAGACCUCUAGCGUGCGAUCGAGCAAGUAGCUAACCCAGUAUUUGUUUGCAGAGUCAUGGGGUUAGGGUAGCAACAUACACAAGCAAGCAGCGAACGCGGAGCCACGAACCGCUAGAACCUAGGGCGUUAGUCCAAGAAGAAGAAAAAAUACUGCUGACUAAUUUUUUCUUUCUGGAGGCAAAGCAUAGCUGUCAAGCUAAUCUUAUUGACUAAUUAAUUUAAGAGACCCCAACUUUAUUUUUAGCAAUCCGUCUUCUUGUUGGCUUUUCUGAUUAACCGUGUUGUUUUACCAACGUGUUCGCUGUGAUUACUUGUUUCAAAGAAAAGUAAUUUAAGGCAAACUGCAUGUGUUGAUGUCGACAAACGGAUUGUCCAGAAAUAAACGUUGCCGAGCAGCCAAACUUCUGAGUACUUUGAGUUUUAUUGUUAAAGCUGAUACCAAAGUCUUAGACACGGACUUAUCCGUCGAUGGAUCUCUACACGAAAAAUAAUAAACGUUCACUGUUUGUCGUAAAAGUGAAUGUAAAUGUCCAAAUUACUUAUCAAAAGUAAAUCAUAAAAUGCCCGUUGAAAGCCUGACAAACAAACAAAUCAGCAGAGUUCGCUGGUGUAAGUUCCGGUGCAUAAAACACUUGACUAUUUUAUCAGGACGACCAUCAUUUACUUGUUAUUAAUUUUCCUCGUUUACAUUUCUAUAGUGGCAUGCAGUUUUCCACAAAGGACCAGGAUAAUGACGGAGGAAGUGGCAGCUGCGCUCAACUGUACAAAGGGGCAUGGUGGUACAACGCGUGUCUUUCAUCAAACCUGAACGGCUUGUACAUUAACGGUGCACAUAGUGAUGAUGGUAUGGGUAUUAACUGGGGUACCUUUAGAGGCUAUUAUUACUCACUUAAACGCUCAGAGAUGAAAGUGAAGCCCAAAUAA